Messenger RNA from Tarenaya hassleriana, 4811 nucleotides. Its product is annotated as ARF guanine-nucleotide exchange factor GNL1. The transcript has 4 exons. Lineage: Eukaryota; Viridiplantae; Streptophyta; Magnoliopsida; Brassicales; Cleomaceae. The coding region runs from base 241 to 4578 and encodes 1445 amino acids. Gene Ontology annotation, molecular function: guanyl-nucleotide exchange factor activity. The record is from RefSeq and is a predicted model, not a curated record. Gene Ontology annotation, biological process: regulation of ARF protein signal transduction.
AACAAACAUCAAACGUAUCAGGGAAACAUGGUGGGGAGGAAUAAAUAAAAGAAAAGAAAAAGAGAGGGGGAGAGAGCGAUCUCCGUUCUCCGUUCUCCGGUCUACCCCGAUCCCGAGCUCUCCUGGAGGAUCCGCCAAAUUUGCUGGUCCUUUGAGCCUCUGCCAACAGUCUCUCUGCCGUGAUCUCCAACCAGGCUGCAUGAUUCAUGUGUGAUUUUGUUCUGGAGCCAAGAGCUUGGGAUGACUAUGGGGCAUUUAAGUUCUCCCUCAGGAAGCAACCCAUUCAAGUAUUGUCACUCCAAAUCUUCGAAAGGUGCCCUGGCAUCCACGAUCAAUUCCGAAAUCAGUGCAGUGCUGGCUGUGAUGCGGAGAAAUGUACGGUGGGGUGUCCGCUAUAUCCCAGAUGAUGACCAGUUAGAACAUUCUCUUGUCCAUUCUUUGAAAGAAUUGCGUAAGCAGAUUUUUUCUUGGCAAAGCAAUUGGCAAAGUGUUGACCCUAAAUUGUAUAUCCAGCCAUUUUUGGAUGUUAUACGGUCCGAUGAAACUGGGGCUCCAAUUACUGGUGUCGCUUUGUCAUCUGUCUACAAGAUCUUAACCCUCGACAUUCUUACCCUUGACACUGUAAAUGUGGAAGAGGCAAUACAUCUGAUAGUUGAUGCCGUAAAGAGCUGCCGUUUUGAGGUAACUGAUCCAGCCUCAGAGGAAGUGGUUCUAAUGAAGAUACUUCAGGUUCUUCUGGCUUGCGUGAAAAGUAAGGCAUCUUUUCGGUUGAGUAAUCUUGAUGUUUGCACCAUUGUCAACACAUGUUUGCGUGUUGUUCAUCAAUCAAGCUCCAAAAGUGAAUUGUUGCAGCGUAUAGCACGUCACACGAUGCAUGAACUGGUUAGAUGCAUCUUCUCGCAGCUGUCCUAUAUCAGCCCAUCAGAGCAUUCAUUGGCUAAUGGAAGCAGAUCACAUGUUGGGGAUACGGUGGGAACAGUGGACUGGGAUCAGAAUUCUCUAGAUAAACAGGUAGAAAAUGGAAAUAUUGGUAGUGAAUCUGAUACUCCGAGCGCUACUAAAAAUUCUUCAAGUGCUGUAUCGGAAAUUCCAGAAACAGGACUGAGGAACGGUGAAAGGAGCACUGAGGUAAACGAUUCCGUGAAUGUAGAUGAAAACGGUGAAAAUGCAAUGAUGGAGCCAUUUGGUAUCCCGUGCAUGGUAGAGAUAUUUCAUUUCUUGUGUUCUCUGUUGAACAUCAGAGAGAACAAUGAAGUCAGCUCCAGAUCUAAUCCUAUAGCAUUUGAUGAAGACGUCCCUCUUUUUGCUCUGGGUUUAAUAAAUUCUGCUAUAGAACUAGGAGGAUCUUCAUUCCGUGAACACCCAAAGUUGUUGAGACUGAUCCAGGAUGAACUAUUCUGUAACCUGAUGCAGUUUGGUUUAUCAAUGAGUCCUCUGAUUCUUUCUACCGUUUGCAGCAUCUUUCUGAAUCUCUAUUUGAAUCUGCGCACUGAGCUUAAGGUACAGCUUGAAGCUUUCUUUUCAUACGUUCUUCUGAGGAUUGCACAGAACAAAUAUGGGUCUUCGUACCAACAACAGGAGGUUGCCAUGGAGGCCCUGGUUGAUCUUUGCGGACAGCGUGCAUUUAUGGCUGAAAUGUAUGCUAAUUUUGACUGUGAUAUAACCUGCAUUAACGUGUUCGAGGACGUCACAAAUCUGUUAUCCAAGAAUGCUUUCCCAGUCAAUGGGCCUUUAUCUGCUAUGCAUAUACUUGCCUUGGAUGGUUUAAUUUCCAUGGUUCAGGGAAUGGCUGAGAGGGUAGGUGAGGAAUUAUUGCCUGCUGUGGAUGCUUCUACAUAUCAAGAGGCAUAUGAAGCGUUUUGGACGGUAAGAUGCGCGAACUAUGGAGAUCCCAACUUUUGGGUUCCGUUUGUCCGUAAGACCAAACACGUAAAGAAAAGGUUGAUGGUUGGAGCUGAUCAUUUCAACCGUGAUCCUAAAAAGGGCUUACAAUUUCUCCAAGGGAUGCACUUGUUUCCUGAGAUCCUUGACCCAGAGAGUGUGGCAGCUUUCUUUAGGUAUACAUGUGGUUUAGAUAAGAACCUCAUAGGAGAUUUUCUGGGAAAUCACGACCCAUUCUGUGUUCAGGUGCUUCAUGAAUUUGCAAAAACGUUUGACUUCCGCCACAUGAACCUAGACACAGCCCUCCGUCUUUUCUUGGGUACUUUCAGGUUGCCUGGUGAGUCACAGAAGAUACAGAGGGUCCUAGAGGCUUUUUCUGAAAGAUACUAUGAGCAAGGGAACGAUGAGCGAGGUAUUGUUUUCGGUUUUGUGUUUGAUGCAGUGGUGCUGAACACGGAUCAACACAACGUGCAGGUCAAGAAAAAGAUGACUGAAUCUGAUUUCAUCCGUAACAAUCGGUGCAUCAAUGGGGGAGAAGACCUUCCAAAAGAAUACUUGUCCGAGCUUUAUCAUUCCAUCUGUGAGAAUGAAAUUUUGAUGAUCCCGGAUCAGGAAACUGGCUUCUCAAUAAUGACAGCCAGCCAGUGGAUUAGUGUGAUCUACAAGUCAAGAGAAACCAGUCCAUAUAUCAUCUGUGAUGCCUCGGCACAUCUGGACCGAGACAUGUUCUCGAUCCUGUCCGGUCCCACUGUAGCAGCUGCAUCAGUAGUUUUCGAUCAAGCAGAGCAAGAGGGUGUUUUACAGAGAUGUGUUGAUGGGUUCUUGGCCAUUGCUAAACUUUCAGCAUAUUAUCAUUUAGAUAGUGUUCUGAACGAUCUGGUCGUGUCUCUGAGCAAAUUCACGCCCCUCUUGGCGCCUUUAUCCGAGGAUGAAACUGUUCUUGCUCUAGUGGAUUAUGCAAGAACACGAAUGGCAACUGCAGCAGUUUUCUCGAUUGCACAUAAAUACGGUGACUAUAUCCGUUCUGGCUGGAAAAGUGUACUGGAAUGCGUCUUAAGCUUACAGAAACUCAAGCUUUUACCAGCUCAUAUGGCCAGUGAUGCGACCGAGGAUACCAAGCCGUCAUCUAGUAACCCAGAGCAGGAAAGACCUUCAACAAUGCCCUUACCGGUUAUGCAGGUUCAUUCCUCUUCCACACCUCGUAGAUCAUCUAGUCUAAUUGGUCGGUUUAGCCAACUUUUGUAUUUUGAUACGGAGGAAACAAAGCCACAGCCAACCGAGGAAGAGCUGGCAGCUCAUAAGCAAGCUCGUGAGAUAGUGAAAGAUUUUCACAUCGAUAGCAUAUUCUCUGAGAGCAAAUUCCUCCAAGCCGAGUCUUUGCAACAGCUUGUGAACCCCCUCAUAACCGCAGCGGAGAAAGACGGAGACAGUGCAGUCUUCUGCUUAGAGCUACUGAUUACAAUCACGCUGAAUAACCGAGACAGGAUUCUACUGAUAUGGCAAGCUGUUUACGAGUACAUUGCAAAUGUUGUUCAAUCAACUUCAGUUCCAUCCACGCUCGUGGAAAAAGCUGUAUUUGGUCUCUUGAAGAUAUGCCAAAGAUUAUUGCCUUACAAGGAGAACCUCACGGAUGAACUUCUCAAGUCACUUCAGCUCAUCCUGAAGCUCAACGCCCGAGUAGCUGAUGCAUAUUGUGAAACCAUCACACGAGAAGUCGCUCAUCUCGUAAAAGCAAACGCAACCCACAUCAGAUCACAUAUCGGGUGGCGCACAAUCAUAUCUCUCCUAUCCAUCACAGCCCGGCAUCCAGAAGCUUCCGAGUCUGGAUUCGAAGCCCUUGUGUUUAUAAUGUCGGAAGGGGCUCACCUUUUACCGUCAAACUAUAUUCUCUGUUUGGACGCAGCAAGACAGUUUGCUGAGUCCCGAGUUGGCGAAAUUUCUCGGUCUAUCUCAGCCAUUGACUUAAUGGCAAACUCUGUGUUCUGUCUCGGAAAAUGGUCUCGCGAGGCUAAAAACUCGGUCGGAGAGGAUGCGGCCGAGAAACUAAAUCAAGACAUCGGCGAGAUGUGGAUAAGACUUGUGAACAGCCUCAAAAGGGUAUGUCUGGAUCAACGAGACGAAGUGAGAAACCAUUCCAUCUUAAUGGUUCAGAGAUCGGUAGCCGGAGCAGACGGGUUCCCAUUACCGCCGGAUCUUUGGUUCCGGUGCUUCGACUCGGUCAUCUUCCCAUUACUCGACGAACUCCUCGAAAUUUCCCGAGAGAAGGCCGGAAAAACCUUUGGGAAAUCAGCAGAGGAAACACUCGUUCUCGCCACAAAGCUCAUGUCAAAGGCGUUCCUACAGUCUCUCGAGUACCUCUGGAAGCAACCCUCCUUCUGCAAACUCUGGCUCGGGGUCCUGAUCCGUCUCGAGACCUACAUGUCGGCGAAAUUCCGAGGAAAACGGAGCGAGAAGAUCCACGAACUCAUCCCGGAGCUCCUCAAGAACACGUUGCUGGUCAUGAAGACAUCGGGAAUUCUCUUGCCAGGUGAAGACGUUGGCAGUGACAGCUUCUGGCAACUGACAUGGCUCCAUGUAAAGAAGACCUGUCCUUCACUUUUCUCCGAAAUUUUCCCUCAGGACGAAAUCGAGCAUUUGCAGAGACAAAAUGCCAAGGCCGGAGAAGUUCUGUUACCGGAAAACGGGACUCCUGCCUGAAGACUGAAGAAGCUCGGAAGAUUUGGUCGGAAUUUUUCUAUCUUAUUUGUUUCUACGACUUGAAGGAAGAGAGAAAGAGAAAAAGGUUUAUGGCAGUACAGUAAUAUACAGGAGGAUCAGAAAAGAGGAACACUGAGUUACUAUAUUGAAUUUUUUGCAGUAUAGCUUAAAACUUUUACCCCACAAAUUCGUUAAUUUUCUGGUAUGAAAAUGUUGCCAUCUUUGUUGUGUUU